AUGGAGCAUGGUGGAGUACUACUCACGGGACUGUUCUUGUUGUGGCAUGUCUUGGCUAGUCAGAUUAAUGGGUUAGCUGUUGAGGAACAAGGAUUGUGCUCUUCUGCUUUUCACUAUAAAGAUGCCCUUGGCAAAGCUAUCUUAUUCUUUGAAGGGCAACGCUCAGGAAACUUGCCAGCAAGCCAGAGAGCAAAGUGGAGGGGAGACUCUGCAGUCUCUGAUGGCAACCCUGAUCAUGUGAAUUUGAUCGGAGGAUACUAUGAUGCAGCUGACAACGUCAAAUUUGGAUGGCCAAUGGCAUUUACUGUCAGCUUGUUGAGCUGGGCAGCAAUUGAGUACAAGAAUGAGAUAUCUUCUGUCAACCAACUUUGCCACCUCCACACUGCAAUCCGCUGGGGCACUAACUUUAUAUUGAGAUCUCACACUUCUCCCACCACUCUUUAUACUCAGGUGGGAGAUGGUAAUUCGGAUCACCAGUGUUGGGAGCGUCCCGAAGACAUGGACACCCCACGAAAUCUCUACAAGAUCACUUCCAACUCUCCAGGCACUGAGGCAGCUGCUGAGGCUGCCGCUGCUCUUUCUGCAGCCUCAAUCGUCUUCGAAGGGGUUGAUGGAAAUUAUUCAAGGAGGCUACUAAGCCAUUCCCGAUCACUGUUUGAAUUUGCGGACAAGUAUAGAGGAUCUUACCAGGCUUCUUGCCCU
Molecule: messenger RNA, 702 nt
Organism: Corylus avellana
Lineage: Eukaryota; Viridiplantae; Streptophyta; Magnoliopsida; Fagales; Betulaceae
Source: RefSeq, a predicted model, not a curated record